Panicum virgatum (switchgrass) is the source of this 1896-nucleotide messenger RNA. Its product is annotated as protein MIZU-KUSSEI 1-like. The record is from RefSeq and is a predicted model, not a curated record. The transcript has a single exon. The coding region runs from base 405 to 1418 and encodes 337 amino acids. Gene Ontology annotation, biological process: hydrotropism. Lineage: Eukaryota; Viridiplantae; Streptophyta; Magnoliopsida; Poales; Poaceae.
UUUUUAAUCAUGUUUAAAAAGUUUGGGUCGUGACACUAACGAACUGAAAUACAAAGACUCGAAGUAGAGCACCUCCUCGAGGAGAGCACGAGGCCAUGACGGCCAUGGUUGCUGUGCUCGUGUUUCUCGAGCUCAGCAACACGAGCACAGACGAUACACGAGAGAAACGAGAAGCCCCAAAAUGGCAGAGCCGCGAAACCAGGCGGCGUCCAGCCCCAGGGAGCACGACGACGAUCGACCCGACAGGCGUAACCGCCGCCCGCACGUUCCAGACCUCGCGCUCCCCGCCACAGGAUAACUAACGGCCACCCCCACCGCACCGCCGCCUCGCACGGCUGCCCAUUGCGUCCACCGACCGGGUCGUCGGACGCCCCGCCCGCCUCGCCGGCGCCGGGCGCGCGUCUAUGGGCUUCGCCAUCUGCCCCACCCCUGGCCGCCCCAGCGACGACGCCCACAGCCGCCGCGACAGCCUGCGGUCGUCCGUCGACAGCACCCGGACGUCGUCCUCGUCCACCUCGUCCAUCGACGGCCGCGCCAGCUACGACGGCGGCGGCGGCGGCGCGCCGCAGAGGCCGCCGCGCGCGCCGGGGCAGUCGCUGGAGGUGCCGUCGCGGCGGCACCGGGAGGGGCGGGGUGGCCCGUCCCGGCCGGCGCGGCUGUUCCAGAAGCUGCGGCACGCGAUCCCCGUCCUGACGCUGACGCCGCGGUGUGGGCGGCUGCAGGUCGGGACGCCGGCCGAGGCCGCGGCGGCCAGCUCCGCCGCGUCCUCGUCGUCGGCCUCGCCCUCGUCCUCCGCCACCAGCAGCGCAGGCUCCCGCCUCGUGCCCAAGGGCGCGUCCUUCUCGGGCACCACGCGGCCGUGCCGGCGCCUCACGGGGACGCUCUACGGCCACCGCCGGGGCCGCGUCGUGCUGGCGCUGCAGGAGACGCCGCGCUGCCUGCCCAGCCUGGUCGUCGAGCUCGCGCUCCAGACGCACGCGCUGCUCCGCGAGCUCGGCAACCCGGCCGGCGCGCGCAUCGUCCUGGAGACGGAGCGCCGCCCGGCGGCCCCGGACGCCGAGGGCGGCGCGCGUCGGAAACGCGGGGGAGCGCGCGCGCCGCCGCUGCUGGACGAGCCGGCUUGGACCAUGUUCUGCAACGGCAAGAAGACCGGGUACGCGGUGCGGCGCGAGGCCACGGACGACGACCUGACGGUGAUGGAGACGCUGCGGGCGGUGUCCAUGGGCGCCGGCAUGCUCCCCGGGACGAGGUGCUCCUCGCCGCCGACCGGCGCGGCGGCGGCGGACGACGAGGUGCCGUACCUGCGCGGCUGCUUCGAUCACUUCAUCGGGUCACGGGACUCGGAGUCGCUCUACAUGAUCGCACCCCAGGGAGGCACCACGGGGCCCGAGCUCGCCGUCUUCUUCGUCAGGCUCUGACCCCCGGUCCGCCAUGGGCGUGCGUGCAUUCGCAUGGCCACACACAUGCAAGACGAUCGAAGGGCAUCCAUCCAAUUUGCGCCACGUAAUUCUGUGAAGCCUCCUAACUACGACCUUAAAGUUAAGAUUGACUAAGAACCAAAAACAAAGUCUCACAAAUUGCGAUUAGCGUCAGGAUGACCUAAUUGAAUCGUGUGGUUAACUUUGUUUAAGCCCUAGUGGUGUGGAGUCAUUGCGUAGGUUGGGUGAGGUGUUCUUGUUCCUGGAUCUGUGCCCUGUGCAUCAUUGUCACAAUCUAUCAUCUAGUGGAGUACGACAGAAAUAGUCACUGAAUGGUGCGAUUGUGGUCCAAAAAGUUGCUCACCUCUGAAUGCCUUAUUCGCAUCUUUUGUCUGAUCGUGGCCAAGAGUCUAUUUGGAUCCAUUAGUGCUAAUAGUUAGCUGGUUAAUAGUUACUCCCCUUUCAAAUUUUAGAUCGU